This is a messenger RNA of Exophiala xenobiotica, 3777 nucleotides long. RefSeq lists its product as uncharacterized. The coding region runs from base 113 to 3220 and encodes 1035 amino acids. Gene Ontology annotation, molecular function: protein tyrosine phosphatase activity. Gene Ontology annotation, biological process: protein dephosphorylation. The record is from RefSeq and is a predicted model, not a curated record. The transcript is spliced from 5 exons. NCBI's taxonomy places the organism in Eukaryota, Fungi, Ascomycota, Eurotiomycetes, Chaetothyriales, Herpotrichiellaceae.
GCCUGGGGAACCUCCUCCUUCCCUAUACACCUCAUCGCUACUUCAAAAAUGAGCAGUACUGUCGGUCUUGGACGCCGAUCAACACGUCUUGUGUCUAGGCCCAUACUUUGACAUGCCACGCGGUUCAUCCAAGCCAGGACAAGGUGUUGUGACUAUUUCUGCUGCAACACAACGAUGUCGCCUCUCACUGAAUCAAUGCCUCGCAACCCCGCUCCUGAUGGAGCGCGAAUGGGCCGAGAACAGACUCGCCGACUUCAAUCUGUGGGCGUCUGGAAUUGGUGCAACCGCGGGUUAUGGGGACAAAAUCUCGCUGGAUGCUCGCCUCCGUGAAAAGCCUGCACUCCUCGACGUCUUUCUCCGCCUUCUAGAGAUGUUGCUAACAUUCCUUGAAGAGUGCCAGUCGCUGAGCAUAAUCACCUCAGCCGAUGCUUCUGUGACGCACCCUUACUGGAAAGCACGCGGAGCCCAACAACUAUCUACUCGCAAAGGUCGAGGGAGGCCCUGGACCUCCGAACAGCACCAAGUGUCGAGGGCUUCUCGGUCUAUAUCUCCCUGGUCCGAUCAAUCCAGUGCGGCGUCCGAACCAGAUGCUCAUCCUCAAUGCGAAAAAGACCAACUUGUCGAUGCUAUGAUGGGCGUCGAUUCAGUGAUCGGCCAACUUAACGAUCUGGGCGCCGCCGUGCGACGGACUGAAAGACAACAGCGCUUGCAGAAGGCCGACUCACGCUUCGACCUCUCUGAGCACUCAGAGCUCGAAGCAUUUCUUAGAUUUUGGAUCCAGAUUCAGAAGAGGAAGCAUGGAGACACUACGGUCGAAGUUCACGAUCAAUUGACCCCGAUCCAGCUCCGGUUGAUCAAUGUUAAUUUACGCAGGCGGAACCGCUUCCUGUACGCGCGAAAGCAUGCCCAAAACUUACGUACAAAAGCACAAGUUCAAGAGGAUUCACCGCAUUUCAUCGAAGAAGCAGAAGGUGGCCUGGCACAGGAUGUAGAAGAUGAAGUCGGCCAUUUCAAUACUAUUCAUCUUGAUCAGCCAACUGGCCCUCCCCAGACUUUACCAGACCAGAAGAGAGGUGUGCUGAAGGACCGAGAACCAUAUGCCGAUGAUUCGACCGCGACUAAGCUGGAAACUGUGACAGAGUUACUAGAGGAACGGCUGCCAGCAACAGAUUCCCAGAUAACGUCGACUGUUUCAAAGAUCCGAUACCCCUACCCACCCAAAAUCCAGCCAGGUGUGAAAUUUUUUAGGUGUCCUUGCUGUUGUCAGACACUCGAUCGUGCGAUCGCAGUGGGUCAUCGCUGGCUAAGACAUCUUGCUGAGGACAUAUGCCCUUACACUUGUAUCUCCGACAACUGCCCACGGGCUGAGGCAACUUUCGUCACCCGCCGGGCGUGGAUCGAUCACAUGGCGGGAGAAGAACACUCCGCGUCCGAAGGUUGGUUCUGUUUGAUAUGCGACGAGAGCCCAGAAUACCGAACUGAGUCAGACCUAUCUGCUCAUUACCUCCAGGAUCAUGCAGAAUUCGUCACAGUCGACCAGAUGCAGACGCUUCUCGACAGCUCUCUGCUAUCGCUCUCAAGCCCGCCAACUUGUUGUCCCUUGUGUGGUCCGAGUAAAGAUCAUCCCUCCGAAGCGCGGCCACCAGACUGGGAUCAUAUCGCCGAGCACGUCCACACAUUUGCACUACUGUCACUUCCUUGGGGUGCGGCCGGUUGCGAGCCUCAAGGCCUGAACGAAGCGCACGAGAGAAUAUCUGCUUGGCUCAGGUCGGAUGCACAGCCGAUGGAAGGGGUGUUUGAAGAACAUGCUCUGCCCAUUGGCACUCUGGAUACAGCAAAGCUUUCUUUCAAAGAGGAACCAUAUUUCGCCGACAGUAGAGGUAUGCAGACAGCGCCAAGCAUCUCUUCCAUCCAGAGCGACCGAGGUCCCCAAGGUCUCGGAAGUUCCAGUCCGUUACUGUUUCCCGAUACCAAUCUACUUGAGACCUUCGACGCUGCAACGUCCGAUGAGUCGAAGGAUGGCAAGAAGAUUGUUGAGCCUCGGUCCAUCGCGAGCACACCAUAUUGGCUGAAUAAGAAUAGAGAGGAGAUAUCACUUGCAUAUCAAGCUCUUGGAUUGGAGCGUCCAAGCCGUACUCACAUUGUGUCUCACAAUACUCAGACGUCUCAAUGGCGACCUGGUCAAAGAGGGGACGUUCUUGUUCGACCUCGGGCCCGCAAAGAACAUCUUUCGGAUGUUCCAAGGUCUACACUCGAGCAGCAUGUCAGCUCUUCCGGUCAUAUCGAAUUCUCUGUCAUCGACCUUACGCCGAGGUAUCGCCUGUCGCCUGGCAAGGUUUUGGCAAAACCCGGGACCGAAAGCAAAUAUGUCGUCGCAGAAUAUCCCGCGGAUACAUGCGUUUCGUGCUUCUGGCAUAUGGUUAUGCAGCAGACCUCAGGAAGUUGUGCGGUGGUAGUCACCCUGGGAGAGGCUAAAGAAGACAAACGCGUUCGGUACUUUCCGGUGGAUACGCGGAAGCCGCUCAUGAUUCUACAAGACCUUGCAGGCAGGAGUGAAGCAGAUCAAGGCGACCAACUACCUGUACUAAUUGAAGCUGGGCCUACGUCCUACGACUUCAGACCCCAGAAAACCAGAGAAAAUAAAUCCUCGCGCCAGGUUUCUAUUGAGAUAUUAUCUAUUCACUACGACUCGAUCAUGAACUUUGAGCACUACCUGUGGCCAGACGUCCAGUUUACCAAAAAUAAGGAUCGCGCGCCGCUGCUAGAGCUCAUGAAGACGUCAAGAGCCGUCGCGGGAAACUCCCCAAGAGUUGUUUGCGGCACUGCCAAUGCUGGCCUGGCCGAGACUUGGGUCGCACUGGACUUUUUACGAGAAGAACUCGAGACCGAAAACUUCAUCGAGUCGUCGUGGCAGGAAGAGAUCCUUCUACACAGAGCAUCCGAUAUUUCCAAUCCCAACGAAGAUGACCUCAUAUGGACCACAGUCAGACAAAUCCGUGAACAAGGAACGACACUAGACAUGAACGAAGCAGAAUACAACUUCCUAUACGAGACCUUGAGAGACCAAUUCUCCGAAAUGUACGCAGAGCCGAGCGAUGAUCACGCAGAAACUCCCGGGACGUCUUCAUACAGUGGAAAAACCACAGCCCUUCCUAACAGGCUCCCAGAUUUCGGCGCCCAUAACACAGUUUCGCUCACAGCUCUACCUGAUAGUCGUUAGGUCCGCGCGUGCAGAGCACUUUUCGUCCCGGGAAGGUACUUCUCAAUCCUUUGGAGGGCGGGAGAAUUGAUGAGCGGAGACAGAGAGAACAUACUCGCUAGACGACGCAUGAUCGUUGUAAGACAGCGGCAAGGCUAAAGCUUAUGUGUGCCAGUCUAUACUUACAACGAGGAAAUAUUGGCCAAGAAGCCUGUUUCCCAGGAGGAGCUGCAAGCGCACGGUAUUGUCUAUCCACGUGGAGAUAAGGUUCCGAAAAGUCGCCCGGGGGAGCCUCCCAUUUCAAAGAAGCCCAUUGCGGUAGAUGUUGUUGCUGGUCAUGAUUUGGACCCAUCUGAUCGGAUUAGCUUUGGAAAGUGUCACACAGUCGAUCAUGAUGUGUUAGUGAUGGAUUGUGGUCACGUCGCUGCUGCAUCAAUGGCCGACUUCGAAGCCUAUUGGAAAGAAGAGUUGCUUAGAUGAUAGCACUGGUUGAGGAUGUUGUGUCUCCCACACAAGACAUAAGGCCGGCCUGGCCCUAAGGUGGCGCUGUUCACCAUGUUUUUGUGGCUGGUCGCAAA